AUGUUUGGUGGCGGAUCUAAUUCCGCUGCUGCGAAAUCCGAUCAUGCUGUCAUGGAAUCAGGAAAAUCAGAUAAGAAAUCUCCAUCGCCAGACCCGACCCGAGACUCUCCUUCGGGUAGUACACCUACAAAAUCGCCCGAUCGGGCUGCCAGUGGAGAGAAGCGUAGCGGAAAUGGCAGUCCCCCCGGAAGACAGAAUCCUGACACAGGUAGUGCCGAGAAGAAGCGCAGAAGUUCCGGUGUUGGAAGUAAAGCUAGCAGUCUUAUAGCCAGUGCCAAGAAUUCUUUGAAUUUUGGUCAAGUUGGUAGAGCGAAUAACGACGUCAACACCCAAACUCCUCUACAAAAAUUGGGCAAACAAGACCAGUCGCUAGCCGUGCCUCAAGGGCAGCACAACAAUUCGGCCGGUGAUUCCAUCCCCGGGCCGCGAUCGACCUUCCGUGUUGGUGUCUGGGAAGACAGGAACAAAAAAUGCCGCCGCACUAUGGAAGACACGCAUGCAUUCCUCUACAAUUUCCUGCACACACCGGCACCUCUUCUUGCCACGGACUCGGGCAAUAAGAGCCUCAAGUCUCAGAAGUCUACGUCAGAGGACUGCGAUACUCCAUCCGGAUCGACCCCAUACGAUGUGAUCGAGACUGACAAUGGCUACUUUGCAAUAUUUGACGGCCAUGCCGGUACCUUUGCUGCGGACUGGUGUGGCAAGAAGCUGCAUCUUAUUCUGGAAGACACCAUACGAAGAAACCCUAACGUUCCCAUCCCUGAACUUCUCGAUCAAACUUUCACCAGCGUUGAUGCUCAGCUGGAAAAGCUGCCUCUUAAGAACAGUGGUUGUACCGCAGCGGUUGCCGUCUUGCGUUGGGAAGAUAGGGUUCCGAGUUCAAACUCGGCGACAGGUUCUCAGGCCAUCGCCCCUGCUGCCGCUGCCGCGUCAAAAGCGACAGACGCACAUAAAUCUAAAGACGGCAAGUCUGAGCACGAAGGAUCCAACAACGCGAUUCCCGAAGCUGCCCAUGCAAGACUAAAAGGUGCUGCAGUGCGCCAGCGUGUCCUUUAUACUGCAAAUGUGGGUGAUGCUCGCAUCAUCCUAUGUCGAGCCGGAAAGGCACUACGUCUCUCCUACGAUCACAAGGGCAGUGAUGAGAACGAAGGGAAGCGUAUUGCUAAUGCUGGAGGCUUAAUCCUGAACAACCGCGUCAAUGGUGUGCUAGCUGUCACGCGAGCUCUUGGGGAUACAUAUAUGAAAGAUCUUGUGACGGGACGUCCGUAUACCACAGAGACGAUUAUCCAACCGGAUGCGGACGAAUUUAUCAUUAUUGCUUGCGACGGACUUUGGGAUGUUUGCAAUGACCAAGAUGCAGUCGAUCUCGUUCGUGAUGAGCAAGACCCCGUAGUUGCUUCCAAGAAGCUUGUCGACCAUGCUUUGGCUCGAUUUAGCACAGAUAACCUUUCUUGCAUGAUUGUGCGGUUUGACAAGGUUGCCCUCCUAGAGCACCAAAACAACAAGGACAACCCUAUCGGCGUGGAGGGAGAUGCCGUUGCUGCAGGUGGUAAAGUUAGCGAAGCUGACAAAAUUGUGAACUCUACCAAGCAGAAGAUCGCUGAGGGUGACACCCCGGCUGUCGGCAUAUCAGCCAGCAACAGCGGUCGCGGCCAUGACCCUAUACCUAUCGAUGAUGGCGAUACCACCACCUUCAAGCCAACCAUCAUUGAAGGGCCAGUCGAGGAAGAGCCAUCAUCAUUGGAAGAAAGCGAUGCGCCAGAGGUCAUUACAGACGCCUUACCCAACCCAGGAGGCCCUGUCACCACAGAAGAAACCUCCCCGAAAACCACCAAGUCACCGGAAUCUUGA
Molecule: messenger RNA, 1851 nt
Organism: Hypoxylon fragiforme
Lineage: Eukaryota; Fungi; Ascomycota; Sordariomycetes; Xylariales; Hypoxylaceae
Product: PP2C-domain-containing protein
Exons: 2
Coding region: 1-1851 (616 amino acids)
Biological process (GO): protein dephosphorylation
Molecular function (GO): cation binding; protein serine/threonine phosphatase activity
Source: RefSeq, a predicted model, not a curated record